UGUCAGUGUCGUCUUUCACUUCUGCUUGGAUUUGGAGCAAAAACAUUUCAAAUUUUUUAAGCCUAUUUUUAGUUUUUCCCACGUUUUACAUUCAACUACCAGUCAUUUAUUCGAGUUGCAUUUUCCAGUGGUUUAGUGGUAAUCUUAGAGAGUUAUCUGAAUAAGAUGGGUCGUAAAUCGCAUUCAAAACAUCCUAAUAAGAAGAAUCCUGCUAAGGAUAACAGAAAUAAUAUAAUUCGCAAAGAACUUGCAAUUUUGGUAGAUAAAUUAUUGAAAUUAACUAGCGUAUUCCAAGCUGCGACUCAUACAUCUAAGAGUUGGGACCACCACCUAGAAAUCAAUGCCAUUCUAAAAGAAAUAGUGAAUAUUGAAACCCCUUUCAACAGUAAAGCUAAAAGUGGUCCACGUCAAAAGAACAUUGAUGUGUAUUUGAAAUGGUUAAAAGAAAAUGGAGCACAAUUUGAAGGAGUUGAAAUUGGUGAAUAUGAAGAUUACGAGCUGGGAUUGAAAGCUGUUAAUAAUUUUAAGGAAGGCUCCUUACUUCUUACUGUUCCAACCAAUGUCAUGAUGACCGAGCAGAAUGCUCGUGAAUCUAAUCUUGCAGCAUUUAUAAAUGUUGAUCCAUUGUUGCAAAACAUGCCAAAUAUUACACUCGCAUUGUUUCUGCUUUUGGAAAAAAAUAAAGAUGAUUCUGUUUGGAAGCCAUACAUUGAUGUUUUACCUGACAAAUAUUCAACUAUACUCUACUUCACUACAGAUGAGUUAUUGGAGUUAAAGCCUUCACCAGUAUUUGAGUCAGCACUGAAACUUUAUAGAAGCAUUGCAAGGCAGUAUGCAUACUUUUACAACAAAAUGCACACAUUAGACCUACCAGUUUUAGAGAACCUCAAAGAUAUUUUCACAUUCGAGAGCUACAGAUGGGCAGUGUCUACAGUGAUGACGAGGCAAAACAACAUCCAGCUGGGUAAAAGCGAGAUCACAGCAUUUAUACCUCUGUGGGAUAUGUGCAACCACGAACACGGCAAGAUAACCACAGACUUUAACAAUGAGCUGAACAGAGGAGAAUGCUAUGCCCUCCGAGACUUCAAAGCGGGCGAGCAGAUUUUCAUAUUUUACGGCGCGCGCCCCAACGCUGAUCUGUUCUUGCACAACGGGUUUGUAUACCCAAACAACCAACACGAUAGCCUCUCUCUACCUCUCGGAGUGAGCUCCAGCGACCCUCUGCGGGAAACCAAGGUGUCUCUUCUCACGAUGCUUGGGCUCUCUGCUGUUACCCACUACAGCAUUUACAGAGGAGAUUGCCCUAUUAGCCCGGAGUUGUUGGCCUUUAUUAGGAUAUUCAAUAUGAAUCAAGAUGAGCUAACAAAAUGGUCGAGCCAAGGCUUACCAGGCGAUCUGGUCUCUUCAGACAAAUCAUCUUCAGCCGCAGUGGGUGCUGACAUCGACCGCAGAGCCUACACCUACCUGCUCACGAGGUGUAAACUGAUCAAAGCUUCUUAUAAGAAAAUGGAGAAAGAACCGGUUACUUUACAUAGGAAUAAUAUAAAGCUACUAAAAGAAUGCGAAGUACAAAUUCUCGACCGUGCCAUUAAAUAUUUGGAGGGAACAUUACCAACGCUGACCGUCUGCGAUCGACCCACGUGAUUCUACAAAGUAUACAAUGUUUACAUAGGUAUUUUAUUUUCAAAUGAACAAAUCAUGACAGUAUUGUGUUACUUAUGCUAAGACUACUUUGUUUUUUAAUUAUUUUCGCGCAACGAAUUUCUUAGUUGUAUUGUUGUUUUGUUUUAUAAGUUUAUGAAUUCAAUCGAGUGCAAUUUUUGUAUUAAAUAAUGUAGUUUUAUUUA
Plodia interpunctella (Indianmeal moth) is the source of this 1847-nucleotide messenger RNA. It is a transcript of the gene Setd3, whose product is annotated as SET domain containing 3. Gene Ontology annotation, biological process: peptidyl-lysine trimethylation; peptidyl-lysine monomethylation; actin modification. The record is from RefSeq and is a predicted model, not a curated record. Gene Ontology annotation, molecular function: protein-L-histidine N-tele-methyltransferase activity; protein-lysine N-methyltransferase activity; protein binding. NCBI's taxonomy places the organism in Eukaryota, Metazoa, Arthropoda, Insecta, Lepidoptera, Pyralidae. The coding region runs from base 166 to 1644 and encodes 492 amino acids. The transcript has 9 exons.